CGAUUAAUCAGAAGUCGACUUACCUAUCCCUAGCAUAGCAAACAUAAACAAACAAUCAUAGCACAGCAAGCAGUUUAAAAACAAAUUGUAAUAAAUUCAUUUUGAUGCUAUAGCUGGCAUUUGGUUAUGGAAUACAAUUUUAUUGAUGAUUACGAACAUAUCAAUUCCGAAGUGGAGUACAUAUUGGAAAAUGUGUUGAGCGAGGAUACGUUACAAAGCUCAAGUCCAGAAUCGAAGCAAUUAGUGGAUUUGUUUAAUACACUUUUAUUAAACAAAUGCUCAUGCAAAGAAUGUAAUAAUUAUUUGUGCACUCAUGGAUGUUCCUAUGAGCCCGAUUUGGAAUCUAAGGAGCUCAUGAUUUCAAGGGAUAAUUUUAGUGAUUUAUUGUACGAGUGCACGUCCCUUUGUUCCUGCAAAACAAAAACCUGUUGCAAUAGAUUGGUGCAAUAUGGGCCCAGAAAAGAUUUAAAAAUAAUAUUUUCUAAGAAAUAUCAAUCUUAUGGAAUCAUUACUACCAGAGAUAUCCCAAGGGGGGCCUUCAUUUGUGAAUACGCCGGUGAGCUUCUUACAAGGGAAGAGGCAAUGAAACGUGUAUAUGAAAACAAAAAACAAGGUCGAAUGAAUUAUGUGCUCUGCUUAAAGGAGAGUCUUAAUGGUCCCCAUCUUGAUGUAACAAACAACGGGGGAUUUACAAUAAUUGUGGACCCGGCCAAAAGAGGAAAUAUUGGGCGAUAUUUAAAUCAUAGCUGCAAUCCGAAUUGUCAGAUAUUUAGUGUACGAGUAGAUUCGCCAAUACCAAAAAUAGGAAUUUUUGCCAAACGUUUCAUUAAAUCAGGGGAAGAACUGUGUUUUCACUAUAAUGAAGGGAGGAAGUGCUCACCACAAUCAAGUUUUGAAGAUCGUAUACUAUGUCUAUGUAAAUCUGAAGUAUGCGAAAGCUUUUUACCCAACGCGGACAUAUAAACACAGAUCUGAAACAUGAACGGUUUAGUAUGUUAGCAACAACGUAUAUACCCUAGCUGUUAUGCCUUUUAGUUUGAGUAUUUAACAUUUGAAUGAAAAUAAAA
Messenger RNA from Musca domestica (house fly), 1067 nucleotides. Its product is annotated as probable histone-lysine N-methyltransferase set-23. Lineage: Eukaryota; Metazoa; Arthropoda; Insecta; Diptera; Muscidae. The transcript is spliced from 3 exons. Bases 127 to 963 code for a protein of 278 amino acids. Gene Ontology annotation, cellular component: nucleus. Gene Ontology annotation, molecular function: histone H3K9 methyltransferase activity; protein binding. The record is from RefSeq and is a predicted model, not a curated record.